Musa acuminata subsp. malaccensis (wild Malaysian banana) is the source of this 1680-nucleotide messenger RNA. RefSeq lists its product as uncharacterized. The record is from RefSeq and is a predicted model, not a curated record. Lineage: Eukaryota; Viridiplantae; Streptophyta; Magnoliopsida; Zingiberales; Musaceae. Gene Ontology annotation, biological process: post-translational protein targeting to membrane, translocation; SRP-dependent cotranslational protein targeting to membrane, translocation. Gene Ontology annotation, cellular component: Sec61 translocon complex; membrane. Gene Ontology annotation, molecular function: ribosome binding; transmembrane protein transporter activity; signal sequence receptor activity.
AUCCAGAUCUCACUCGGCUCCUCUCCUCGUCCCAAGGCAGAAGUAACCGGGGCGAAGGAUACGAGAACGAGACCCCAACCCUGAAACAAGCAGGGAACGGAGAAGAGGAAAAUGGCAGGAGGGUUCAGAGUGCUCCAUCUUGUUAGGCCAUUCCUAGCAUUCUUGCCUGAAGUUCAGAGUGCUGAUCGUAAAAUUCCCUUUAGGGAAAAAGUUAUCUACACUGUCAUCUCCCUCUUUAUCUUUCUAGUUUGCAGUCAGCUUCCUCUUUAUGGUAUUCACUCAACUACUGGAGCGGAUCCCUUUUAUUGGAUGCGUGUGAUCCUUGCAUCAAAUCGGGGAACUGUCAUGGAACUUGGUAUUACUCCAAUUGUGACUUCUGGACUAGUGAUGCAGCUCUUGGUUGGGUCGAAGAUCAUUGAAGUUGACAACAGUGUACGGGAGGAUCGUGCUCUUUUAAAUGGCGCUCAAAAGUUGCUUGGCAUUCUAAUUGCUAUUGGAGAGGCUGUUGCAUAUGUUCUAUCUGGAAUGUAUGGAAGUGUCAGCCAACUGGGAACUGGGAAUGCUAUUCUGAUAAUACUUCAGCUUUUUUUUGCUGGUAUCAUUGUCAUUUGUUUGGAUGAACUUCUCCAGAAAGGAUAUGGUUUGGGAUCUGGUAUAUCAUUGUUCAUUGCUACCAAUAUCUGUGAAAAUAUCAUCUGGAAGGCAUUUAGCCCGACGACCAUAAACAGUGGACGUGGUGCUGAAUUCGAAGGUGCCGUUAUUGCUCUGUUCCAUUUACUGAUUACACGCACAGAUAAAGUUCGUGCUCUUCGUGAGGCCUUCUACCGUCAGAACCUUCCAAAUGUGACCAACUUGCUUGCGACAGUCUUGGUCUUCCUCAUAGUAAUCUAUUUCCAAGGUUUUCGUGUUGUGUUGCCUGUGAGGUCAAAGAAUGCCCGUGGACAGCAAGGUUCCUACCCUAUUAAAUUGUUUUACACCUCCAAUAUGCCCAUCAUUUUGCAGUCGGCACUUGUCUCUAAUCUGUACUUCAUCUCCCAGUUGUUGUACAGGAGGUACAGUGGAAAUUUUCUGGUAAAUCUGUUAGGAAAGUGGAAGGAAUCCGAGUAUUCUGUCCAAUCCAUCCCUGUGGGUGGUAUUGCUUACUAUAUAACGGCACCAUCAAGCUUGGCGGAUAUGGCAGCGAAUCCAUUUCAUGCACUCUUCUAUAUUGUUUUUAUGCUCUCAGCUUGUGCUCUUUUCUCAAAGACUUGGAUAGAAGUCUCUGGAUCGUCAGCAAGAGAUGUGGCCAAGCAGCUUAAGGAGCAACAAAUGGUGAUGCCCGGGCAUCGAGAGUCAAAUUUGCAGAAGGAAUUGAACAGAUACAUCCCGACCGCUGCAGCUUUCGGUGGAAUGUGCAUCGGCGCGUUGACAGUUAUAGCAGAUUUCAUGGGUGCAAUCGGUUCUGGAACUGGAAUUCUUCUUGCCGUAACAAUCAUAUAUCAGUACUUUGAGACAUUUGAGAAGGAAAGAGCCAGCGAGCUCGGGUUCUUUGGUCUUUGAUUCUUAGGAUCUGUGUUUGACAAUUAGUUGGCACAGGAAAAUAUUCUGAUACGGUGCAUCAUCUGAUUACUAAUGUGCUAUCAUUAGAGCUUACUUCAAUUCAUAAUUACUGACAUGCUAAUGACUCUUUGUUUGAUUUUA